Thrips palmi is the source of this 2094-nucleotide messenger RNA. RefSeq lists its product as uncharacterized. Gene Ontology annotation, molecular function: protein binding. The transcript is spliced from 2 exons. The record is from RefSeq and is a predicted model, not a curated record. Bases 303 to 1664 code for a protein of 453 amino acids. Lineage: Eukaryota; Metazoa; Arthropoda; Insecta; Thysanoptera; Thripidae.
AAUUGGUCCGUGGCGCACAUUAGUCCAUUUCAAAUUUGGCAGGGAUUGAGCGACCGCGGCGGCGCCAUCCGCACUCUCUGACAGAUCUUACACAGAUCUGACAGACCACUGUUUCAGCCGUGUUUCACUUCGUAGCUCACGUUCCUCAUUCUUGUCCCUCCUCCGCCAUUGGCGUGCUCGAGGCUCUGCAUCCGGUGUGUGCGUACCCCUGCAGUUUGUGACGUGGUCGACGAACGUUUAAUCGCACGGUGUUCGCUGUGAAUUCAUCGGAACUUUGGAAUCCACCGCGUGCUGCCUCAACAAUGGACCAAUCGCUGCUGGACCUCCCGGACGACGCGCUGCUGGCCGUGCUGGCCUACCUGUCCCCGGCGGAGCUGCUGGGCUGCCGGGUGGUGUGCCGCCGCCUGCGCGACCUGUGCGUGCACCGCCACUUGUGGAAGUCCGCCGCCGUAGACUGCGAACUGCUCUCGGCGCUUCGCGUCGCCCCAUGCCUCCGGAAACUCUCUUUCGAGGACUUGGACCUGAAGCUGACGCCGGCGGAAAAGGUGGCGUCUUUGGUGGCCAGCACCGAGUGCGUCGUCGAUUAUCUGAAGUUUCUUGUGAAUUUUGACAAUGACGAAACGGAGUUGGCGUUGGCUACGGCCGUAGUUCAGAAAUUUACCGCUCUUGGUGGCUUGAGAGCGCUCAGACUGAUUUUCCUGUACAAAAUCAGGUCACCUGCUCCGGUGGCAUCCCUUUUGAAGGCGGCUCUUAGUGUUCCCGAUCUCCGUGAACUGAUGAUCUUUAUGAGAGUUAAGUCAUCACGAAUGCCGGUUCCCUGGCUUGAAGAGUUAGACGCAAGACCCUCUUUAAUCAAGCUGACUUAUUUGGGAAAAUGUGACCGCUUCCUCACAUGGUUGUUGAAGACUCAUGCGGACACCCUGGAGGAUGUGAACCUGAUGUGUGAUGAUCGUCUCCCCAUAAACUUGUUAGCUAUGUUGCCAAGGCUUCGCUCCCUGGCUUGCAACACGACACAUGGCUUGCUUUACUCAGCGGCUCUGUCCAACCUCGACACCCUCAAGUUGUUCAACAAAGAUCAAGAUUUUUCCGUCUUCCCUCCAAGUGCUCUAGACUUUCUCCGCCAGGCGCCCCACCUCAGAUCAGUAUCGGUUUUCUUACCUUGUGGAGAAAAUUUAACGGUCCCUCUGCAGGCUCUGGCGAGCUCACCCUCUGCCCGCUGUAUCGAAUCCCUCACUCUGAGCUGGAAGGGCUCGUAUGAGUCUGCUUCAGUCGCUUCGGAGUUGGUAGCCAACAUCCUGCCCCACUUCUCUUCCCUUCAGUCCCUGUCCUUGGAGUCCAAGCUCUCUGAAGACGCUCUGGUCUUCUUCCUUAAAGCAGUCACCCCUGUGUCUGCACCCACCCUCACCUCGCUCUUGGUGCGGCCAGAUGAGUUAUGCAUGCACGACUGGUUGCAUGGGCCCCUGGUUCAGGACCUCUGGGAGAGGAACCCUCGCCUCCACCUACGCGUGGACUGCCCUAGCGAAUUCUGCCUAUGCAUUUGUCAGUGGUGCCGCUGGGGAUGUCAUACUGUGCUGCAGAAAGCCGGCAAUCUUCAUCAACUUACGUUUGCUGCUCACCGCAGGGUGGAGGGCUGCCCUAGUGACUGUCGCAGGUGGCCGCAGUGACUGAUAUCGUGACAGACAUCUCCCUGCGUCCCUGGAAAGGCUUGUUUGAAGUCCCUGUUUGUUUGACCUGCAUGGAUUGAGACUAUCCGUGCCAAAUGUCUUUUUGUUAGAAACUAUGACUUGAUUAUUUCAGAGCCUGUGGCAUAACUUGUUCAAUUUUAAACUCUGUAAAUUCUAAGAGAACUUUGUAAACUAAUACCUAUCAGUUGUGCGGUGGCAUUUACUUUGUUUGCGAAACACCUUUCUUUGUAUGUAACAUUAUGUUAGCAAUUAACAUAGUCAAUUUUUCUUUGUAUACGUGAUUAUAGAAGUGCCACCGCCUAUCAGAACUUUUUGUUUUGUAAAAGUGAACACUGAGGUGAACACUGAGAAUAACUAAAGAAUAAUUAAUUGAUGGCUAAUGAACAAGCUAUUUAAACUCAAACUUGUU